Molecule: messenger RNA, 5268 nt
Organism: Gryllus bimaculatus (two-spotted cricket)
Lineage: Eukaryota; Metazoa; Arthropoda; Insecta; Orthoptera; Gryllidae
Source: the annotation of a GenBank genome assembly
GACUGAUCUUAGUAUAUGACCUACUAAAUUUACUGAGGCCAGUCAUUCGAAAAAUUUUAUCGGUAAUGCAGAUUAAUUUAAAACGCUUCUGAAUAUGUCUAUAUUUCUCCCAAUGUACUGUAUAUGUAGUAAAUCUUGAGAAAUUACAUUGCUACAUUGGAUGACGCUCUGUCUAUAGUUGUUUACGUAAUAUUCGAUGGUGGCGAUCUGUCUUUUGACUUGAGCUGGACUUGAGUCAUUUGGUUAGAGUAUUUGAGCUUACUGUCGGUGCAGACUGCAACUUUUCGAACCUUGUUUCGUGAAUCUUUGUGUGAAAUAAGAGAAGUUACAAUCAGCCUUCUGUCAUUUACCAAAAUUGAGGAAUAUUGGUCACUGUCAAUUGAACUGAUACGUAGUUAAAUGCUCAACAGCAACAGCUGAUGCUGACUGUGCUUCAGUGUGGGUGUAUAAAAUAAUAUGCGCAGAUGAAUAUCACAACGAAAGGUUUUAAUGCGGAAAUGAACAUGAGUUUGCCCGAAAUGAAAUGACAUUUGUUUUUCUUGACGUUUGUCAAUUAUGGGACUAGUAUCGUCCGAUAAUUUUAUGAGUGAAACACAUGCAACAGAGCGAAUAGAAAAUUGUAUUGUUUCUUAACAUCAUUUGAAGAACUGUGAAAGAAAUUAUUAACCUUCAAGAUGAAUGGUGUUAAAGAAAAUGGAGAAGAAGUGUAUAGUCACCAUGGAGUAUUGUGGAAAAGUUACGGUGGUCAUAAAGAUGAUGAUCAUUCUGGAACCUUGAGUAUUAUUGACUAUAAAUGUGAGAUGUGCAUUGAAUGGAAGCCAUCAGAAGUGUCAGUUGAUUCAGACACAAACGAUCAAGAAUGGACUAUGGUUAACACUGGCCAACAGAGAAGAAACUCUCAAGGAUGUAAUGAAGUUUCAUCUCGAUCAAAACUUUUUGUUUUGAGACUAGCUGAUCUACACAGUUUUAAAGUAAUCAAGCAUGGGCAUCAACUGCUUCUCCAGAGUGAGUCAGGUCUACAAAGUGUGUUCAUUUUUCAAAAUGGCAAUGCUGACAGUUUUGUUGCUGCACUACGUGGGAUUUUGAAAUCUGCUUUCAAGAAAGAUCGUCAUUCUUAUAGAGUUGUACGUUCUCCUGAAGCCAAAGUCAUUGACCAAUCAUUUGCUGAGUUGGAACUUUUCACUGAACACAAGUCAGAUUAUGUGUGGAAGUUUGUAAAAGACUUUCAAUAUCGUCCAUAUGAAACAACAAUGACUGCCUUUAGCAAGUUAACUGAUGCUUGGUAUACUUCAAAAGUUGGGAUAUUGACCAUAUAUGGGCGUUCAAGUGAAGAGAAAAAAGUAGAAGAUGAAGUAGCAGAGUUGUUAACUCAAAGUUGGACUCCCGAUGAUCAAAUAACGCAUAUUGGAUCUGAAGAAUAUGAAGUUAUUGGAGGCAUACCGCUACCUCAGUCGGUACCAGUGACACGUAGCACACCCCUCACUGUAGAACAGUGGGCACAAUUGCAAGAUGAUGAAGGAAGGGUAACAGACGUGGAUAUGCUCAAGAUGAUAAUUUUCAAAGGUGGAAUUGUACCUUCGCUACGUUACGAAGUUUGGAAAUUCUUGCUAGGAUAUUUUCCAUGGGAUUCAACAAAUACAGAUCGUCAAAACAUACGUAAACAGAAGACUGAUGAAUAUUUUCGAAUGAAGCUUCAGUGGAAGACGAUGUCACCUGGACAAGAGGAACGAUUUUCUGAUUACCGAGAACGAAAAAGUCUUAUUGAGAAAGAUGCGAAACGAACAGAUCGCACUAUAGAAUUCUUUGCUGGCGAAAACAAUUCAAAUCUUCAAGUUUUGUCAGAUAUCCUUAUGACAUACGUUAUGUACAACUUUGAUCUGGGUUAUGUCCAAGGAAUGAGUGAUCUAUUGUCUCCAAUUUUGUGCUUGAUGACAAAUGAAGCUGAUGCAUUCUGGUGCUUCGUGGGAUUUAUGAAUCGAGUGUCCGGGAUCAAGUGUCAAUUAAAUGAAUUGCAAACUCUUUUGAGUGUUGUGAAUCCUGAAUUGACUUCUUAUAUUAGACAUCAUGAUUCGGGCAACAUGUUUUUUUGUUUUCGUUGGCUUCUUGUUUUAUUCAAGAGAGAAUUCUCACAAGCUGAUGUUAUGAAGCUUUGGGAGGUUUUGUGGACAGAUUUACCGUGUACGAAUUUUCACUUGCUUAUCUGUGCUGCAAUAUUAGAAGCAGAGAAGAAAGUUAUAAUGGAAGGCAACUAUGGUUUCACAGAAAUUCUUAAGCAUGUGAAUGAUUUAUCUAUGAAGAUUGACCUAGAAGCUACGCUCUGCAAUGCUGAAUCUAUCUUUCUUAAACUAAAAUUGGCAGCUCAACUACCAGAUAAUGUGAGAAAGAUCAUCGGUCUGGCACCACAUGCAGGGUACCAGGCUGAAAACUUGAAAAGUGGAGAUUCACAGGUAAACAAGACUGAUUCUUCUCUCCAUGACACAGAAGAUUCGGAAAUAGUAGAUUCCUUGAAUGCUGUGACAUUAGUAGCAAGUAAUGAAGAAGCAGCUUACAAUUGUUCCCUUAGUCUGAACUAUUUGUAGUUAAAGAAAGGAGUGCGUAGAGUUCCUCUGAGAAGCAGUUUUCAUAAGCAAUUUUGCUUCAUUUCAAAGACUGUUGUAACUACUGUUCUAAAACUUUGCAACCAAUGUAUGAAAUAUUCUAUAACAUUUUAAGUGAUGUCAUUAAAUGGCAAUGAGCUGCACAAAUGCAUAUUGAAGGAGUUUGUGUAGUUCAAAAAAUUGGCACAUCUAUUUUUGUUAAGAAGCCCCUUUAUACUUCUUACUGCACAAUGUCAUAUAGUAUUUUUGUAUGAAGGUAAAGGAAAAGUAAUUGUAAUAAAUGCAGAAAGUGAUUACAUUUUUGUAGAAUGCCUUUGAAAUGUGGAAAAUGUCAACGUGACUAAAUUGUUCAUGACCGUUCAUUUUCCUGUCUACUCUCUGCUGAAUAUGUAGAAAUUGAGAGUAUGUAUAUAUUUGUUAAUAAAACACUUUGUGUUUAAGAGAGCAUUGCAGUGAACAUCUGUCCAAAACUUUUUCAAUUUAAAAUAAUUUUUAUUGUAAAUUAUUAUACUCAUGUUCAAGAAUACAUAUAUAACGGGCUCUUCAGAAUGGUAUCUUUAAACUAUAUUACAAAUUCAUUGAUGUGACAAGUAUGAUGAGAUUUGGCGUACAUAUUUUCAAUCUGUUACACUAUGUAUAUUAUAAUGUAAAUAUUUUUCAUAACACUAUUUCAAUUUUUUUUACAUUUGUUUGAAUUCUCUCUAUUUUACAACAUUACUUUUGUUGAUUAGGUGGUUUGCAAUAACUUGUGAAUUAUAUUAUAAGUUUAGAAAGAAAAAUAAACAAUUUAUUCAAGACACUGUUGAAGAUAUAAAACAGGAAAUACAUUUCUUUCAGACAUGUACAUUCAGACAGAUUUGAUUAAUGUAAAAUUUUGUGAUCUGUGAUUGUGCUCUAGUUGUUUGCUGUCAGUUCUGGCAUUCAUUUUCUGCUAGUCAAUUUCGUGUCUUAAGCUCAAUACUCCUUCAUUCUUUACAGCAUGCAAAAAUGAUAAGAGAUGCAACUUAAUUGAUAAAAUUACUAGUAUUAUAGUUUUGCUAUUGUUUAUUGAUAAGUAAAGGUGCUCUUGAAACAAUGUCAAUCUUGUCAAAUCAAUAAUGCCCUUGGUACAUGUAUUCUUUAGAUGAAAGAUAAUUGAAAAUAUGAAGGGGACUACAAUUUUUUUGAAUUAUCAAAUUUCAGGAAAUAAGGCUUGCCUGAUUUUAUUACAAUUAUCAUGUUUGUUUGUAGCCUUUAUAAAUUAUUCAACUAUAUCUCAAUAAAUAAUUGUUUAAUAUAGCCUUCAUUAACUGCAGGAGUUCCUGUGACACAUUGUAAGUGUGAGAGAUCUCUGAUUGAUAUUUCAGUAGUUAGCAAUAGUCUUCAGGGAAAUGAAUAUUAGAGAAAAAAAGAAAGAUAUGUUAAAUAUCUUUUGUUAUACAAAAGUUUUUAGUAGUUUUAUAUUGCUCAAAUAAACGCCAUGCUUCUGUUACUACUACAGGUAAAACAAACCGUAUUUCAUAUUGUCACUAGAUAUAAACUAGCAGACUUCAUUCUUUUGCCUUGCAAAGCGAAUUUAUAUUCUGGAUGCCCUCAAAAGGGUAAUUUCUUUUUGGUAAGUAAACUAGAAAAAAAGAGACCUUUGAGUCAAGAGAAGUUCCUUCAGACACAGGCUGAUGAAUUAUUUCAUGAUUUGAUGAAGAAUUCAUUACGUUUUCUUAUAUCAUUUGAAGAGCUUAUUUCCACAGUGACAUAUCUCCAUUUUGUUGUUUGCUAGUUUUAUGUAUCAAUAUUUUUAAGACUCACCUGCAUUAUGCUGUCAAAUGUGUUAAAAAAUUGUUUUGCAUACAUUAAACAAUAUUUGAAAACAUUUUAAUCCUAUCUGGAACUAUAAGGCUGAAUGCAAAUAUUUUCCCUUGUUUCAGGGAGAUAUAUCACUUUGGAAAUGUAGGUAUUUAAUGAAAAUAAAUUACCACAGUUUAUUUUCAGUUUAUUGGGACAUCAAUUAAUAGAUGGACUUUAGAUGUGUGUUGUAGACUGUAAUUUUAUUGCUAUAAACUUUUGUACAAAUUGAUUUAACAUGAAUAAGCUAUAUUGCAUUUGAUAAUUAAGCAUGUGCAUGUGUAAAAAUAAUAAAUAAAUAAAUAUUGUAGAAUGUGUGUAUACAAAUGAAGUGACAAAAUGUGGCUGUUUUGGAAGUUGUAUAUUUUAUUCAUUUAAUAUGUAAAGGUUUGAAAUUUGUACUUAAUGUAAAUGCAAAAUGGUUGUUAUAUAAGUUAAAUGUAUAUUAAAAUAUCAGUUUUGGUAAGUUUGAGAAAUAUGCUAGUAUGAGUGGUUAAAAAAAACUAAGUAACUCGAAAAUGAAGGAAUGAAUGACAUAGUUUCACAAGAUGCAUGAUAUCUGAAAUUCAAUAAAUCCUCUUGUAGCAUCUCUGAUACUGCAGAGUUCUCUAAUGUGGUUUUAUAAUUGUAAAAUGUACAUUUUUUAUAUAAUCUAAUUUUUAAAAUUUUUUUUCCCUGUGAAUUCUGUGUAACAUGAAAAAAAUACUAAUAAUGUAUUUUCUUUUUGCAUUUGUGUAUGGACAAAACUUAUUCUGGUAGAACAGAUCUGUUUGUAUAUUGAAAUAUUGUACUACUUUAUUUAAUCAAUGCCAUUUAUAUAACAUCAUUAAAUUUUAUUGCACACUCUGUA